UUACAAAUGGAAUAUAACAACAGUAGAAGAAGUAGAGUUCAAAUUUACGAUGGACUUGAAGGCAGCAUAUACUUGACAGCUUGAGAGCCAAAACACAAUCCGCGAACAUGUUUUUUUAUCGUGCUAGUGUUAAUAGCUGGUUAUAAAUUUGUGCCAACAGCCUGGCAAACCUUCUUUACCAACGGGGCUGGACCGAUAAUAAAUUUUAAAAAUGGCAGGGCUACGUUUUGACGACGCUCAAAAAAAAAAAAAAAAAAAGUCCACGGGGAAGUUCCCCAGGAAAUCCCCGUUCGGGGAUAUUAUUCUCGACACUGAUGCGCCAAAUCUCCGACAGAAAUUCACCUUCUCAGUUGUGUUUCUAAAAGACCCGAGGUAAGAAGCAGACGCGUCAAAUGCCGGAUUUUUAAACGACCGAACAGUACUGUCAAAAAAAAAGAAAAAAAAAAAGCCUGCGAUGGAUGAGUCGAGCAGCGUGAGCGCGGAGAGGAGCCGCAGCUACAGCGUGCUGAACACUCUGUACCACGAGACGCGGCAGGAAAUCGAGCUCCUCGGCAAACAGAUCUGCGUGAAGGACAACAUCAUCGCGGAUUUAAAAAGCAGGCUGGGGAGGUACGAGACGAUCUACAUGGCGGUGGGGGAGAAGGAGCCGGUGGGCUUCGGUCCGUCCAACUCUUUGGUGGAGAGCUUACUCAAAGAGAUGUGCAAACUGAAACAGAGGAGGAACGAUGUGGAGUUCAAGGCAGCUCGACAGGCAGAGGAGAUCCAGAGGCUGAACGUGCAGCUCAGGGAGAAGGAGCUGGAGCUGGAGAGCGUCAGGUGUCGGCCGGACCACGAGAAGGACCAGGAGCUCCACAGGCUGCGCUCGGCCCUGGAGGAGAAGGAGCGGGCCGAGGCCACCAGGACCGUGCUGUGCACCUCGCUGGCCGAGGAGGCCGAGCAGCUGCGCGCUCAGCUCGGCGCCACGGUCAAGGUGUGCCAGGAGCUGCUGGCCAGGCUGGAGAAGGAGAAGAAGGGAGGUGGAGAGGUGGAGGAAACGGGCCAGCAGCAGAAAGCGAAGGAGACAUCAGAGUCGUCUGACCUGUGUGCUGUCAAAGCCCAAAUCCAUCAGCUUCAACAGGAGAACCAGCAGCUAAAGCAGCGCGUGGCUUAUGUGCAGGGUUUGAACACUCAGUGGCAGAAGUACGACUCUAGCAGGGAGGACUACAUCCGAGGUUUGUGUCAGAGGCUGAAGGAGAGCACCGGGCAGGGCUUGAUGCCCGCCGUGGGCUCGGUCAGCGCGGGGCUGCUCCAGCAGGAGAUCUCCAGACUCAACUCCUUACUGGAGGAGAAGAUGAAGGAGUGCGCCAGGCUGGAUCAAGAAGCCGAGGAGAUAAGGAGACAAAGCAAGGAGCGAAUUCAGACCCUGGAGCAGCAGGCCCUGAUUUACACAGACGACUUCAAGUCAGAGCGUGCCGACAGGGAAAACGCUCAGGGUCAGAUCGAAGACCUGAAAGAGCAGAUCUCCCAGCUGAAGCAGCAGCUACGCAAACAGGGAGCGAGCAGAGACRUGUGCCGUGUGCACAUAGGACACAGGAUGUCCUCGAGGCGGAACAAGGACUCCUCAGAGCCUGUGUUAAGGACUGCUCCGGAGAGGCAGCAGCACCAGCAGCAGCAGCAGCCUGCGCUGACAAACUGGAACGAACUCUCGGGCAUGUCGGAGAUCCAGUGUCCGCAGUGCUCCGCCAGGUUCAACGACACGAACGCAGAGUGCAUAAACCAUUUGGAGGAGUGUGGCCGUCCCUAAACUGAACGUUCUCUAAGGCCGUACCUGGCCGAGCUCUGACUUGUCGGAGUUCAGUUAGACCUCAAAGGAAAACUGCGGGAUUUUAGUCGCCAGCAGCUGUGUGAGGUACCAGCUUUACCAAACACUGAAGACCCCCAGCACUACAACGCAGGACAAGAACCUGGCUGGAGAUGCAGCUCUUUGAUUUCAACCCGCUGACAUGAGAGGCUGUCUUWGUUUUCUUUUACAACCCCCCCAAUUUUCCCCUCUUGCAAGAGGAAAUGAGGUCAUUUAGGCUUGAGUCGGCCACGAACACCUGGUGAGAGUUCUGCUGCUCUGCUGGAGCUCAGUGUGUCGAAGGGGGAGGAAAUCACAGUGGAAUAUUUAAAAUUUUAUACAUACCUCAGUGUCAAAUUUACAAACUCAUUGCACUUUCUUGUCAUUUAGCCCCAAAUGUAUCAUAAUGUUGUACAAUUAAGAGAAAAAUGAUGGAUAAGCUUUGUACUUUGGGUCUUUAGUUGUACCUUUGGUGCUAUUAGUGUUUCGUUAACUAAAAUCUAUAUAUUUUUAGUGACAGAUUUAUAAAUAUAUUGCUAUACUGAUAUUUAUUUUCUUUAUGUAUGUAACUAGGAAAGGCUGACUGUCUCAGUGCAAUUUUUUGUUUCGUUUUUUUUUUUUUCAAUUUAAGCCAUAAGAAAGUAUAUUUUUGUGUGUAACCAUAGGAUCAAAUAUUUGACGAGAGGAGAUAAAAGUUUUAGAUCAAACAUUUAAAACUGGAUAUAAAUACUGCAUUCAAACUGA
Molecule: messenger RNA, 2563 nt
Organism: Austrofundulus limnaeus
Lineage: Eukaryota; Metazoa; Chordata; Actinopteri; Cyprinodontiformes; Rivulidae
Gene: tnip2
Product: TNFAIP3 interacting protein 2
Exons: 6
Coding region: 455-1783 (442 amino acids)
Biological process (GO): regulation of transcription by RNA polymerase II; cellular response to lipopolysaccharide; toll-like receptor 2 signaling pathway
Source: RefSeq, a predicted model, not a curated record